Molecule: messenger RNA, 564 nt
Organism: Parascedosporium putredinis
Lineage: Eukaryota; Fungi; Ascomycota; Sordariomycetes; Microascales; Microascaceae
Source: the annotation of a GenBank genome assembly
AUGAAGGAAAAGAAGGGCAAAAAGAAGAAGGCCACGACUGGCGAGGGGAAGGGCGAUGGGAAGGGUGAGGGGAAGGGUGAGGGAAAGGGCGAGGGGAAGGAUGGAGCUCAACCUUCAAACACGCCUCAAAAUAAGAAGCAGAAAAAGCCCUCGGGACCUGCCCCUGGGCCCUCCGACACGCUCCCGCCUGAUGCACCCUCAAAUUCAUUCCAGACAGCUCAAGGCGAAGUCAUGCAAGUGGAACACGCUGUGGCGGGACCUGGGGAUCCGAAGCCCAAUGCAUUCAUAGACAAGGACCAGAAGAUUCUGCGCAUAUAUCACGACUCGACAUCCGGGACACAGAAUGACAAGCCUUGUCCCAAAAACGAUAAUCCUCAUGCCACAGCGGCAAAUAGUGUGGCCCGCAUCGUGAUGGACUCGCCCCUCCCCCAGAAUGGCCCUUUCAUCCUCCUCCGCAGAUGGGCCGAGGUGGCGAUUUCCAGGGGCCACAGGGUAGAAUCUACUCCGGUCCUGGUGCCGAAGCGGGCGGUUAUCAUCUCCCGUACCCGCCGUAUCCGCAUUUGA